AUGAGGUGUGGUCUGUCCAUCCCUCAGAUCGUAGGUGCAGGCCUCACUAUCGGUCUAGCAACUGCGUUGUCACCGCGCACUAAAAUCAACGAUGCAUACGACUUUGUUGUCGUGGGUGGAGGUCAAGCUGGUCUCGUGCUAGGCGCUCGUCUUUCAGACUCAAACCACACCGUGCUGGUUUUAGAAUCAGGUGGCGAUGGAGAUGACUAUCGUACUCGCAUAGACACCCCCGCCGACUCCUAUUUUGACUCCCUGUGGACGACGCCUCUGAAUUGGGACUUCUACACCGCCAAGCAACCUAAUGCAGAAGAUCGUGAGAUCGAGUGGCCUCGCGGAAAAGUCCUCGGAGGUAGCUCCGCCAUUAACGGACUGUACAUGACGCGUCCUGGCAAGGAUGAAAUCAAUGCCUGGCAAGCUAUGCUCGGUGACAUGGAUGGUGCCGACAAUUGGUCUUGGGACUCAUUUUACGCAGCACUGAAAAAAAGCGAGACUUUCACUCCUCCAAGUGAUGCUAUCGCUGAACAGGGCGGAAUCACUUGGAACUCGUCACACCAUGGGACGGAGGGCCCAAUUCACGCCUCCUAUCCUGACUACACAUUUGACCAAGUCGGUGAUUGGUCAACAUCCUUGCAAAGCAUUGGCGUCGAUAUCUCCAGCAAUAUGUACGGCGGAGACGUUUGGGGUGCGGAAGUCUCGACCUCUUGUAUCAACCCCUCCAAUUGGACUCGAUCAUACAGUCGGACUGGAUAUCUCGACCCUCUUCCAGAUCGCACCAACUACGAUGUAUUGGCCAAUGCACACGUCACUCGACUGAUCUUUGACAAUUCUACCUCGACCAACCUGACAGCCAGCUCUGUUGAGUACACGUCUGACAAUGGAACCACGAAGUCGACUGUCAGAGUGAAGAAGGAAGUUAUCCUUGCCGGUGGCAGUGUUGGUAGCCCGGCGGUGCUGCUUUAUAGCGGUGUCGGCCCGAAAGACGUCCUCUCCGCUGCUGGCGUUGACCUUGUCUCCGAGCUUCCCGGUGUUGGCCAACACCUCCAGGAUCACAUUAGUGCUACUGUGAAAUGGAGCACCAGUGUGGACACAGCCGGAUCUAUCUGGUAUGAAAAUGGUGCGGAUAAGAACAACACCGAUUAUCUUUCAUAUAUCGACGAUGCUAUCGCAUACGUGAACUCCACUGCCCUCUACGGCAGCAAGGUCGGUGAAUAUGAGAAGAAGUUCCUUGCCCAGAUGGACAAGUACACACCGAAUACUACGACAGACGACGGUGUCAUUGCCGGCUACAAGGCAAUUUACAACACGACCGCCUCAACGAUCUUUACCAGCCCAAUGGGCCAAAUCGAGCUUCUGUUCAUGAACAGUGAUGCAAAUGGUGAUGUUGGCAUCAGCGCAGCACUGCAGCACCCUUUCAGCCACGGCCGCAUCUACAUCAACUCUUCUGACCCGAUGGAUUACCCUGUCAUUGACCCCAACUACUUCGCUAACCCAUCCGAUAUCGAAAUCCUUCUCGAAGGCAUCAAGAUGGCCCGUAAAAUCGGAGAAACCAAACCGAUAAGCAACAACUUCACCGAAGAGAUCACCCCGGGAUCGUCUGUCCAAACCGACGAAGACUGGACUCAAUGGCUCCGCGAACAAGCCACCACAGAGUUCCACCCCUCUUCAUCCUGCGCAAUGCUUCCCCAGGACCAGGGUGGUGUGGUUGACGCCAACCUUCGUGUCUACGGCCUUGCAAACGUACGAGUCGCAGACGCCAGUAUUGUCCCCAUUGCUCUGUCGUCGCAUCUGAUGGCUUCCACAUAUGGUGUUGCCGAACAAGCCAGUACAAUCAUUCUUGAAUAUUACGACCCAUCCUCCGCCACGGACCCCGCUUUCAGUUCUUCCAAUGUCACUGCUGUCUCCAGUAGCACUGCUACUCCGAAGAGCGACAAAAAGAGCAGCGCUGCUAAGGCUAUCAGAGGCUUGUCGAAUUCCUGGAUUCCCUUUGUGCUUGGUUCUAUGCACCUGGGCGUCAUUUUCAACCUUCUGCUAUAG
Molecule: messenger RNA, 2034 nt
Organism: Penicillium salamii
Lineage: Eukaryota; Fungi; Ascomycota; Eurotiomycetes; Eurotiales; Aspergillaceae
Source: the annotation of a GenBank genome assembly